AUGAGCGCCGUCACGAGAUGGCUGGAGCCGUCUCGCUGGACGACCAGUUCGUACUAUGUACUGGUCGUAUUUGUGAUUGCCUGCGGAGGGAUUCCUAAAGGAUAUGACGAGGGUGGCUACAGUGCUAGCGUCAAGCUCGAGUCAUUCAAGAUCGAUUUCAACCUCCUUAAAUCCCACUGGAAGGAUGAUCCGACCGGGUUGACCAAUCGUAGUGCAAAUAUCACGUCUUUCAACGUCCUGGGCGCAGCUUUCGGUGCCCUUGCAUCCCUCGAUUUGAAUGAUCGACUAGGCCGUCUGUGGUCAUGGCGAUUGGCCAUGGUCGUCUACAUCCUUGGCACGUUCAUCCAGGUCUUCUCCUCGGGUAUUUAUGGCUUACUACUGUUCGCUCGGAUUUUCUCUGGGCUGGGUGCCGGUGUAUUGACCGUCGCAUCCCCGCUGUAUUUGUCCGAGGUGGCGCCUAAGGCGACGCGAGGUUUAUCUGUCGGCUUGUACAUGGUCGCUCUGCUGACUGUGCUUUCCAUGGGGUUCUUCAUCAAUUAUGGCGCUAGUAUCCACAUGGCUGCAACGCGAACCCAAUAUCGCCUAGUGCAAUCUAUUCCUCUGAUCCCUGCAGGGAUCACACUGGGUCUCUCCUGGUUGUGCCCCGAGACUCCUCGAUACCUUGCCUCGAAGCAGCGCCACCAGGAAGCAAAGGAGGUGCUUGCCCGGCUGCGUGGCAAGUCCAUCGACGAUGAGAGCGUCACGGCCGAAUUUGAGGAAAUCGACCAGCAGGCUAAGAAGCGGGCCGACUUGAAGUCGAUCUCGCACUGGGCGGCCUUGAAGGAGUCCCAGACCAACCCCAACUACCGCCAGCGGUUCUGGCUGCUCAUGGUCAUGCAGACAGUCGCACAGUGGACUGGCGGUAACGGUAUCACCUACUAUAUCUCGACGAUCUUCUCGUACGCCGGUGUGGCCGAUUCCACCUCCCUCAUCUCAUCCGGCGCAUACGGAAUCGUCAAGCUGGUCUUCACCAUGGCUUUCACCUGGGGUCUGAUCGAUUUCUUCGGUCGACGCCGCUGCGCCCUAACUGGACUGGCCCUGCAGCUGGCCGCACACAUCUACAUGGGCACAUAUAUGGGUCUGCAACCCGGCUCAGCCAACAAUCAAUCUGCAUCCGACGCAGCCAUCGCCUCCGUAUUCAUUUAUGCCGUCGGCUGGUCGGUCGGUCUCUGCACCAUCCCUUAUCUGUACGGCACGGAGAUCUUCCCAAGCCACAUCCGCAACUCGUGCUACGCCCUCAGCAUGGGCUUUCACUGGUUUUUCCAAUUCGCGGUCGUCCGCGUUACCCCCAACAUGCUCAACAACCUGCACGUGUGGGGUGCUUACCUCUUCUGGGCCAUCAUCUGCACCUUGGGUCUCAUCAUCCUGGGUAUCUGGAUGCCCGAGACCAAAGGCGUCCCGAUCGAGCGCAUGGAUGAACUCUUCGCGGGGCCGUGGUACCUUCGCUGGCGCGCUAAGGUCUACACCAGUGACGACUCGUCUAGCUCUGGGGAUACCAUUGCGUCGCAAGACCUCCGUCAGGAUACCUUCAAGGCUAAUGACUCGUUGCGAUGA
This is a messenger RNA of Penicillium cinerascens, 1593 nucleotides long. RefSeq lists its product as uncharacterized. Gene Ontology annotation, cellular component: membrane. Lineage: Eukaryota; Fungi; Ascomycota; Eurotiomycetes; Eurotiales; Aspergillaceae. Gene Ontology annotation, molecular function: carbohydrate:proton symporter activity. The transcript is spliced from 3 exons. The record is from RefSeq and is a predicted model, not a curated record. Bases 1 to 1593 code for a protein of 530 amino acids. Gene Ontology annotation, biological process: transmembrane transport; carbohydrate transport.